Messenger RNA from Aspergillus bombycis, 813 nucleotides. RefSeq names its product complex I 24 kDa subunit family protein. NCBI's taxonomy places the organism in Eukaryota, Fungi, Ascomycota, Eurotiomycetes, Eurotiales, Aspergillaceae. The transcript is spliced from 3 exons. Gene Ontology annotation, molecular function: NADH dehydrogenase activity. The record is from RefSeq and is a predicted model, not a curated record. The coding region runs from base 1 to 813 and encodes 270 amino acids.
AUGGCUUCCAAAUUCUUUCCCGCCGUCCCUCGGGUCGGUCGUCAGUUCUUCCAGCGCGCCCCCAAGACUCAAUGCAGACCGUUCUCGGCUGGUCCGCAACGUUGCAGCGACGCCCUGUCCGUGCACCGCAACAAGCCUAACAACAACCCGACCAUCCCGUUCACGUUCAACGAGCAGAACCAACGACUGAUCGAUGAGAUCCUCAAGCGCUACCCUCCCCAGUACAAGAAGGCCGCCGUCAUGCCUCUCCUGGAUCUGGGUCAGCGCCAGCACGGCUUCACCAGCAUUAGCGUCAUGAACGAGGUCGCCCGCCUCCUGGAGAUGCCCCCCAUGCGUGUUUACGAAGUCGCUACUUUCUAUACCAUGUACAACCGUGAGCCUGUUGGCAAAUACUUUGUUCAGCUUUGCACAACGACACCAUGCCAGCUCGGAGGCUGCGGCAGCACCAAGAUCCUUGAAGCUAUUACGGAACACCUCGGCAUCACCUCUGGACACACCACCGAGGAUGGACUCUUCACCUUGCUCGAGGUCGAGUGCCUGGGCGCCUGUGUCAACGCCCCUAUGGUCCAGAUUAACGACGACUACUACGAGGACCUUACUCCCGAGUCCAUCAAGACUCUCCUCACUGCACUCAAGGAGUCCGCGACCGCCGCCGAUGCCGGGAAGACCGUCCAGGUUCCUGCCCCUGGCCCAAUGAGUGGAAGAGACACCUGUGAGAACAGCGCCGGCCUGACAAACCUGAAGAGCCCUGUGUGGGAUCCGGAGACGAUGAUGAGAAAGGACGGUGCCUUGGAUCAGCCUCAGCAGCAAUAA